Molecule: messenger RNA, 1677 nt
Organism: Lathyrus oleraceus (garden pea)
Lineage: Eukaryota; Viridiplantae; Streptophyta; Magnoliopsida; Fabales; Fabaceae
Exons: 2
Coding region: 1-1677 (558 amino acids)
Molecular function (GO): zinc ion binding; nucleic acid binding
Source: RefSeq, a predicted model, not a curated record
AUGGCUGACGGACGCAGAGGUCGUGGUAGACCCAGAACCCAGAAUUCGGACUCUGAACCGUCAAGUGGUAGUGAAGGUUUUCAAUGGCCUCAGUUUAUGCAACAACAACAGAAUCAAUUCAUGCAUCAUCUGUUGCAUGAAUUGAUUCUGUUGUUGUUGCAUAAACAGAAUCAAUUCAUGCAACAGAUGAUGCAUCAGUGGAAUGGUGGUUUGCAUCCUCAAGGAGUUCCACAGGUAGCUGCAGGUGGUAGUUUCCGAGAUUUCUUCCGCAUGAAUCCUCCAGAAUUCCAUGGUGGGAUGAAUCCCGUGAAGGCUCGGGAGUGGAUAAUCGACAUGGAAAGGAUUUUUUGGAUAGUGCAUUGUAGUGAAGAAAAUAAGGUUGUGUUUGCUUCUCACAUAAUGAAGGGUCUAAUUGUGAGAUGGUGGGAGAGCGCUUCGACUCUUAUGACCAAUCAAGGAAUACCUAGAGAUUGGGAGCAUUUUAAGACUAUUUUCUUGGAUAAGUAUUUUCCUAGUUCUUUGAGGACUCAGAAAGAAUUUGAAUUUCAACAGCUCAGGCAUGGUACUAUGUCAGUAGCUGCGUAUGCUGAGAAGUUCGAAGAUAUGGCUGCUUAUUCUAGGCAAGCUGCGUACGCACCGGAUGAGAGUUUGAAGAAGGUUCAAGAAGAAAGGGAUCAAUACAGGAGUGGGCAGAGAGACCAAGGAAGGCCAGGAAACCAGUUCAAGCCUAGAUCUCAGGCUUUCAAGGGAAAACAUGUGCAACAUGCAAGACCUAACCAACCUCCUCAAUGUCAAGCAUGUAAGAAGUACCAUUUUGGAAAAUGUGAUGUACGUGGAAUUAGGUGUUUUACUUGUCAGAGAGAGGGACACAUGUCUAGGGAAUGCCCUCAGAAUAAGAAUCAGAUGCAGGGGAGGAGUACCUGUCGAGUUUAUACCUUGGAUGCAAGGAAGGCUAAGAGUAACAAUGCCUUAAUUGCUGGUACGUGUCUCAUCAAUGAUCAUCCUUGUUUUGUAUUAUUUGAUUGUGGGGCGACACACUCUUUUGUAUCAAUUCGGUGCAUGAAGCGUCUUGGCUUGCAAGCAAUUCCCUUGUCUCCUCCUAUGGUGCUUACUACCGCCAUGGAUGAUAUGGUUGAGACACCGUUGAUUUGUGAAAAUUGUUCGCUCUCGGUAAAUGGUAGAGUUUUUCAGAUUGAUCUUAUUUAUUUACCACUUAAGAAGGUUGAUGUGGUUUUGGGGAUGGAUUGGCUUUCCGCCAACUCGGUGUUUAUUGGUUGUGAAAAGAAGUUGAUUAUCAUUCCAUCUAGUGAAGCUACUCUAAAGGAUAUGUUAACUACAAUCUUGGAAGGUACAGUUGGCAUGGUUAAUUUCUUAUUUGAGAAUGAAAAGUCAGUUCUCUUGGCUCUUACCAAGGAAUCUAGCGAUAAUCUGAAUGUUACACAAAUCCCUGUUGUUUGUGAAUUUCCGGAAGUUUUUCGCGAGGAUGUCUCCUCUCUUCCUCCUGAAAGGGAAGUGGAAUUCUCUAUUGAUCUGGUACCUGGGACGGCUCCAAUCUCCUUCUCUCCGUAUCGCAUGACGCCACUAGAGUUGAGAGAGUUGAAGAAUCAAUUGGAAGAGUUGCUAACUAAGCAUUUUAUUCGACCUAGUGUCUCACCAUGGGGAGCUCUAGUGUUCUAG